Anopheles marshallii is the source of this 582-nucleotide messenger RNA. RefSeq lists its product as uncharacterized. Lineage: Eukaryota; Metazoa; Arthropoda; Insecta; Diptera; Culicidae. The transcript has 4 exons. The coding region runs from base 1 to 582 and encodes 193 amino acids. The record is from RefSeq and is a predicted model, not a curated record. Gene Ontology annotation, cellular component: lysosomal membrane.
AUGUAUCGUAAACUGCUGUAUAGUAUAACCAUAGUGAUAAUAUUCCACAUUGCAUCCACACAGAGCCAAUCGUACGAAGAUAAACGGUGCAAAUGCAUCUGUCCGAGCUUCAAGAAGGUGGAUAACACCACGCAGGAGGGCACCGAUCGGAUGCUGAUCAUCGAUAAUGUACCACCGAACAAAUGCAACUGCGACGGUGUCAUCCUGCCCCGGCUAGCGAACAAGAUCCCUAAUGUAAAGGGGCAAGAGAUCUGUCCGCGGUGUGACUGCAAGUACGAGAACCGCAACACGACCAUCAUAAAGGUCGUUGUUAUCAUUGUGAUAUGGAUCAUUUCGCUGCUCGUUAUCUACAUGCUGUUCCUGAUGUGUUUGGAUCCGCUGCUGAACAAGCGCGUGAAAGCUAACUACCAGGAGCAUACGAAUGAAGAUGACGAUACGGCCGUCACUGUGGGCAAUGGGCAGGAUAUGCAUGUGCGCGAAAACAACGUGCUAAACCGGGUUGGCCACCAGCAAGACAAAUGGAAGCGCCAGGUACGUGAACAGCGGCGUAAUAUCUAUGAUCGGCACACGAUGCUCAACUAA